AUGCCUACAUUUACUGCGAUAGACAUUAAUUUUGCUUACAAUAUUCAUAUAGUCUGCGGAUAUUCUUUCCAAGAAGAAACGUUCUAUCUAUCUAUCUAUCUAUCUAUCUAUCUAUCUAUCUACUAUUUAUUCCACAUCUCUCUCUCAUCACUCCGUCUCUCUCUCUCUCUCUCUCUCUCUCUCUCUCUCUCUCUCUAUCUAUCUAUCUAUCUCUUCCUUGAAUUUCUAUACAUCAGAUUUUCUCUCUCAAAAAGAACAAAUCCUAACAUCUGUCCUUCCUUCCUUCCUUCCUUCCUUCCCUCCCUCCCUCUCUCUCUCUUUAUCUCUCUCUCUUUCUCUAUACAUCUAUCUUUCACUUUCUCGUUUAUAUGCACAUUCUCUCUCUUUAUCUCUCUCUCUUUCUCUAUAUAUCUAUCUUUCACUUUCUCGUUUAUAUGCACAUUCUCUCUCUCUUUCUCUUUAUCUCUCUCUCUUUCUCUAUAUAUCUAUCUUUCACUUUCUCGUUUAUAUGCACAUUCUCUCUCUCUCCAUCUCUGUCUCUGUCUCUCUUUCUCUUUAUCUCUUUCUCUAUAUAUCUAUCUUUCACAUCUCUUACUACUCCUAUUUAUUCACCAACUCAUCCUCUAUUUUAUCCUUUUUCACCCGCCUGCAGUUUGCUACUCCUCCUCUCUAGUCUUCAUCAUCUCGUCCUGUUUUAUCACACCUUUCUCUUUUCUCUCACUUUUUCCCCUUACCUUUCCUUUUCUUGCUUCGUCAUCAACACACUCUCUAUUUUAUGAUACAUUUCUCUCUUUUUCCCUCAUAUAUCUUAACUCUCCCUUUUUCUUUUCCUCGCCAAAUCCUCUUCUAUUUUAUUACACAUUCCUCCGCCUCGCUUUUCCUCACCAAAUUUUCCUCAUUUUUAUUAUACAUUCCUCCUUUUCUCUCUUACUCCAACUCUAUCUUUGCUUCUCCUCCUUCUCCUCCCCUUCUUUCUUCUCAAACACACCCUCUAUAUUUUAUACAUUUCCUCUUUUUUCUCCUUACGUAACUUAA
Messenger RNA from Acanthosepion pharaonis, 1035 nucleotides. Lineage: Eukaryota; Metazoa; Mollusca; Cephalopoda; Sepiida; Sepiidae. The record is from the annotation of a GenBank genome assembly.